Messenger RNA from Rhipicephalus sanguineus (brown dog tick), 5034 nucleotides. RefSeq lists its product as uncharacterized. Lineage: Eukaryota; Metazoa; Arthropoda; Arachnida; Ixodida; Ixodidae. Gene Ontology annotation, cellular component: plasma membrane. Gene Ontology annotation, molecular function: ATP hydrolysis activity; ABC-type transporter activity; ATP binding. The transcript has 26 exons. Bases 731 to 4636 code for a protein of 1301 amino acids. The record is from RefSeq and is a predicted model, not a curated record.
CGGCAGGUGUACUUUAAGCCCCAUUGCUUUCGCGCGGCCCUCGAGUUUUCUCUCUUGGCAUCAUCGCCUGGGCGGUGGUGAACAGCGAUCUCACGUCGCAGUCCCCAACUUGUCGCAUACCUAAGCCUUGUAAGAGAACCGUGAAGCCCGGGCAGUGUCGCGUUUACACCGGUGUGUGCCCCUUGAAGCCUGCCCCAUUCCCGCGAGCGAGGGCCUGCCCGCACUGCCCUCUCAUCUGGUGGCGACGACCGACCGCACCGAAGGAGAGAAGGGGUUACCUCCGCAGCGAGCGCUCCUCCGUGAAACAACUUUCCUUCGCCGAACACGCAGAGCGCGCGCCCGCUUCAACCAAGUUCGCGCGAAGUAGGGACGGCUGCAGGAAGGGCUUCGCUCAAACGACACUCGAGUCCACGACCGCCGCCAUCGCCGAGCAGCGAGAGUCAUGCGGUGAGAAGAAAAGUGGCGCGCCGGACUCCCGCUUUCUGCCGUCUAGUGGGUCCGCAGCGGAGGAAGUCCCGGACAGCUUCUCGCAAGGGCCGUGAAAUCGGCACACAUUUUCUUGUUUAUUCCGUGCCACGGGCGGCCACCAGUCUCCCGCCGCAAGUGUGUGCUCCGUGAAGACGACGAGUAGGAAGGCUGGACGCCACGCUGCUUGUGGCGGUCGUGCUUGUGGCCUGCCUCGGUGAAGACUACAUCCACAGGGCUGCCUUGAGCUUGUCGAGAAACCAAGAUGGAUUCCGGCGCAGUUCUUCUCAACGUUUCCAAGUUGGAAAACGACGCGCCGCCAAAGUGUUUCGAAAACAUGGCACUGGACGUCCCAAACGGAGUUAUCGACGACGUAACCCCGACGGUGGACUUCAAGACCGAAGUGAACGGCAACGGCCGCCACAACGGGUUCAGGAACUUCGAGAGCAUCGACCUGACCUGGAGGAACCUGAUAUACAAGGUCAAGAAAGGCAAAGCCCGAAAGUACUUAGUCAACAACAUGAGCGGUGAAGCACGGUCCGGUACGCUGACUGCCAUCAUGGGUCCUUCUGGCGCAGGCAAGACGACGCUGCUCAAUUUGCUCACGGGCUUCUACGACAAGGGCUUCAAAGGCGAGGUCCAGAUCAACGGCUACGUGCGUGACCAGCCACUGUUCAACAAGCAGAGCUGCUACGUCAUGCAGGAGGACCGACUACUCCCUGCCCUCACCGUUUACGAGGCUAUCUUCAUGAGCGUCGAACUGCGCAUGCCCAACAUGGCACCAAAAGACAAAGCGAAGAAGGUUGAGCGAUCGAUUGAAGAGUGGGGUCUGGAGGUGUGCCGCAACACGCGUACAGAAAACCUCUCUGGCGGCCAGCGGAAACGUCUGGCCAUCGCCCAAGAGUUGGUCAACAAUCCGCCCGUUCUUUUCCUCGACGAACCCACUAGUGGCCUGGACAACGUGUCAAGUCUGAUGUGCGUACAGAUACUGAAGCGGUUGGCUUCCAUGGGACACACUGUCAUCUGCUCCAUACACGCACCCAGUGCCAAGAUCUUUUCGUACUUCGACAUGCUGUACAUGGUUUCUGCGGGUCGUUGCAUCUACAAUGGCAAGGUGGACAGUCUGUUAGGCUUUCUGACGAGGCAUGGUCUGCAGUGUCCGCAGUUCCACAACCCUGCAGACUACAUCAGCGAAGUGGCGUCUGGCGACUACGGUGACUACCGCGACAUACUGAGCCGUGAGUUCGAACUGCCGAUGCCCGACAGCAGCGAAGCCACUAAAGGCACGAAAACAAAGUACGGAGGUCUCAUCAUGACCAGCGAGCAAAAGGCAGAUGCCAACCGGAUGUACUCUUUCAAAGUCAACCAGUUUCAUCAGUUCCAGAUUCUCCUUAAGAGGUGCUGGCUUUCGGUUUUUCGUAACAAGGUGGCUACUCCCCUGCGUAUUGUAGCAUACGUGGGUUUCGCGCUCAUGUUGGUCAUCCUGUACUACGACAUCGGCAACAAGGCGAGCACGGUGACCCACAACGCCACAAUGUUCUUCUCCAUGUGCUGCAUAUGCGUCUUCCAGACCAUCCUUCCCGCCGUCAUAGUCUUUCCCGUAAACAUCUCGGUACUGAUGAGAGAGCAACGGAAUUGUUGGUACAGCCUCAAAGUCUUCUACCUGGCGAAUUACGUCACAGAGAUUCCAUUCCUGGUCAUACCAAACGCUGUGUUGGUGGCUAUCGUGUACUAUCCGACGGCACAACCGAGGGAGCUGUGGCGUGUAGCAGGCGUCAUGCUCUUCUGCGUCCAAAUAUGCGCGGUGUCGCAGGCCAUGGGACUCAUCGUGUCUGCAGUGUCCAAGUUGCAGACGGCGGUGUUCCUGGCCCUGCCUAUCGUGUCUCCGGCAUUUUUCUUCUGCGGCUUCUUCGUGCCGGCCCACCUGCUGACGCACUACGCGCGGUGGUUAACGGACAUCUCGUACAUCUAUUACGGCUACAACGGCCUACUGCUGUCGGUGUACGGCUAUGGCCGACCGCCUCUGGAAUGCGACCAGUUCAUAUGCCUCUACGAGGACCCGGCACAGUUCCUGGAGUUCGUCGGUGCAGCGGACAAGAAGUUUUAUGUGCUGGUGCUCGCGCUGCUGGCUUACGAGGCCAUAUGCAGGACCAUCGCCUUCAUCCUGCUCAAGAUCAGGCUAGCUAGGAAAGAGCUUCGCGUGUGUGGGUGGGCCAGGAACGUGCACAAUAUGGAUUCCGGAGCAGUGCUUCUGAACGUUUCGCGGCUGGGAAACGAGUAUUCAUUGAACGGUUACGAUAACCUGGCGCUGGACUUGGAAACCAAGGCGACCACCCUGAAUGGAACACGUGAAACAGCGCUGCCGAUCCAUACAGAAGUGAAUGGAAAUAGCCGCCAGAACGGGUACAGAAACUUCGAGAGUAUCGACCUCACCUGGAAGAACCUCACCUACAAGAUCAAGAGUGGCAAAACGAGUAAGAUCCUGGUGGAGAACAUGAGCGGCGAAGUGCGUUCCGGCACACUGACGGCAGUCAUGGGUCCUUCCGGUGCCGGCAAGACGACAUUGCUCAACUUGCUUACCGGUUUCUACGACAAAGGCUACGCGGGAGAAGUUCAUAUGAACGGCUACGUGCGCGAACGAGAGCUGUUCAACAAGCAAAGCUGCUACGUGAUGCAGGAGGAUCGCCUGUUGCCGGUUCUGACGGUAUGCGAGGCCAUCUCUAUGAGCGUGGAACUGCGAAUGCCUAACAUUGAGCCAAAGGACAGGGCCAAAAAGGUUGAGCAAUCAAUACAUGAAUGGGGCCUGGAGGAGUGCCGCCACACUAUCACGGAAAACCUGUCCGGUGGCCAACGGAAGCGGCUGGCCAUCGCCCAAGAGCUGGUCAACAACCCACCUGUUGUCUUCCUCGACGAACCGACCAGCGGUCUGGACAACGUAUCUAGUCUUAUGUGCAUACGGAUCCUCAAGCGGAUGGCAUCCAUGGGGCAUACGGUUGUUUGCUCCAUACACGCCCCCAGUGCAAAGAUAUUCUCUUAUUUCGACAUGCUGUAUAUGGUCUCCAAAGGGCGGUGCAUUUAUAACGGUGAAGUGGAUAACCUUCUGGGAUUCCUUUCGAGGCACGGACUGGAGUGCCCGCAGUAUCACAACCCAGCCGACUACAUCUGCGAGAUAGCAUCCGGCGACUACGGCGACUGCUGCGACAGGUUGAGCCGCGAGUGCGAGAUCCCAGAGCCGGAUAAAAACGCGGUCGUCCAAGGAACACGAUCAAAGUACGGCGGAGUGAUCAUGACUAGCGAGCAAAAAGCAGAAGCCUACAGAAUGUACACCUUCAAGGUCAACCAGUUCCACCAGUUUCGGGUCUUGCUGAAACGGUGCUGGCUUUCAGUUUUCCGCAACAAGGUGGCCACACCACUGCGACUUCUGGCAUACGCUGGCUUCGCUGUAUUCAUUGUGAUGCUGUUCUACGACAUCGGUCGCAAGGCGACCACAGUGACCAACAACGUCACCAUGUUCUUCGCCGUUACCUGCAUCUGCGUCUUCCAGUCAGUCCUACCCGCCGCCAUUGUAUUUCCAAUGGAAGUAUUAGUCCUGGCAAGAGAACAGCGGAACUGCUGGUACAGCCUCCACGUUUACUACCUGGCAAACUAUAUUGCCGAGAUUCCUUUCUUGGUCGUGCCCAUAGCUCUGUUGAUCGGCAUCGUCUACUACCCGACGGGGCAGCCAUUGGAGCUCUGGCGCAUUGCUAGCCUGUUGCUGUUCAGCGUCCAGAUCUGCUCCGUGUCGCAGGCCAUGGCUCUCAUCGUUUCCGCAGUCUCCAAGCUUCAGACUGCAGUGUUCAUGGUCCUGCCAGUGGUGUCACCGGCCUACUUCUUCUGCGGCUUCUUUGUGCCGGCACAUCUCCUCAGCCCGUACAUACGAUGGAUGGCGGAUGCGUCGUACAUGAAUUACGCGUACAACGGCUUGCUCCUGUCGAUAUACGGAUACGGUCGUGAACACCUCGAGUGCGACGAUUUCAUCUGUCUCUACGAAGACCCCGCGCACUUCCUGGAGCUGGUCGGCGCUGCAGACAAGAAGAUCCACGUGUUGACUCUCGUUUUGCUCGCGUUCGAGCUGGCAGCCAGGCUGACGGCUUUUGUCCUGCUCAAAAUGAGGCUCUCCAGGAAGGAGUGAAGCUUGUGGUCAAGUUCCCCUUCUAUGCCUGCAUGUGUGCUGUGAGCGCCUGCCAAGACUCCUAGUUGACCAGCCAUCGAGCUGGCAAAUAAUGUGGAAUGUAUAGGGCUCCGAGAGAGAGUGCAAAUAACAUUUGGUUGCUAUGUCUGCAUGUUUUGUACUGACUCUGUGAUGUAUAUAACCGGAAGAGAAAAAUUUUGAUCCGCACUUGGCUCAGGCUGUAUAGGUAUGGAACCUUCAAAUAUCGCUAACAGUAUCUGUAACACAUGCUCGGUGUUGCUUAGCAGCGUGUUUCCAUAUUCUAGGGAAUGCUAGAGCGGAACUUCCGGUCACCUUCACGUUCCGGAGAGUCACGUGACCUGAGCAGAAACGUAACGUGUGACGUCAUACCAGCGCAG